Varanus komodoensis (Komodo dragon) is the source of this 2455-nucleotide messenger RNA. It is a transcript of the gene PIPOX, whose product is annotated as pipecolic acid and sarcosine oxidase. Gene Ontology annotation, cellular component: peroxisome. The record is from RefSeq and is a predicted model, not a curated record. The coding region runs from base 32 to 1228 and encodes 398 amino acids. The transcript is spliced from 8 exons. Gene Ontology annotation, molecular function: sarcosine oxidase activity; flavin adenine dinucleotide binding; L-pipecolate oxidase activity. NCBI's taxonomy places the organism in Eukaryota, Metazoa, Chordata, Lepidosauria, Squamata, Varanidae.
UCCGCUCGGCCGUGGAGGCGCCCGGGCAGCCAUGGCCGGCCAGGAGCAAGGCGCCCCCGGCAGCCCCUACGACGCCAUCGUGGUGGGCGCCGGGAUCCAAGGCAGCUUCACGGCCCUCCACCUCGCCCGGCGCGGGCAGCGCACCCUCCUGCUGGAGCAGUUCCGCCUGCCCCACACCCAGGGCAGCUCCCACGGCGAGAGUCGCAUCAUCCGCACCGCCUACCCGCAGGACUAUUACACGGCCAUGAUGGCAGAGGCCUUCCCUCUCUGGGCACAGCUGGAGGCGGCGGCCGGGACCCGGCUGUACAGGCCGGCGCCGCUGCUCGUCCUGGGCCGGCCGGAGGACCCCCAGUUCCGCGGCUACCGGAGCACCAUGGAGCGCCACCACGUCCCGGGGGAGGUCCUGUGCCCCGAAGCCCUGGCCCAGCGCUUCCCCGGGCUCUGCCCGCACGGCGGGGAGAUGGCCGUGUGCGACCGGACCGCAGGGGUGCUGCACGCCAACAGGGCCCUGCGAGCCGUCCAGGACCAGUUCCGGCGGCUCAGAGGGACGCUGCGGGACGGCGAGGAGGUGCUCCGCAUCCAGCCCGGCGCUGUGGUCACCGUGGCCACGGGCCGGGGGGAGUACCGGGCCAGGCGCCUGGUGCUGGCGGCAGGCCCCUGGACCAACCGCCUGCUGGCCCCGCUGGGCCGGACCCUGCCCCUCCAGCCCCUGCGGAUCAGCGUCUGCUACUGGCGGGCCAAGGACCCCGGCGCCCGCAGCCUCGUGGAGCAGCUCCCGGCCUUCAUCGGCAUCCACCUCGGCGGCGGCAAGCGCGACAUUUUCGGGUUGCCGGCCGGCGAGCACCCGGGCCUCGUCAAGAUCUGCUACCACCACGGCUCAAGGGUGGAUCCAGACGACCCCGGCCAGCUGGACCGCUCCGCCACCCCAGUCCCGGACAUCCCGAUCCUACAGGACUUCCUGAGGAAGUAUCUGCCAGGGCUUGACCCCGAGCCAGCCCUGCAGGAGUGCUGCUUGUACACGAACACCCCAGAUGGGGACUUCGUGCUGGACCGGCACCCCCGUUUUCAGAACAUCGCCAUUGGAGCAGGGUUUUCGGGACACGGGUUCAAGCUGGCGCCAGUGGUCGGGAAGAUCCUGAGCGAGCUGAGCCUGGGCGAAGAGCCUUCCUACAACUUGGCGCCGUUCCGGAUCAGCCGCUUCCCGACGUCCCCAAAAGCCUCGCUCUGAGCGUCCCGCAGCUGUGACACGCGGACCGGGAAAGCGGCCAACAUCCCUCCUGAACUGGCUUCAUGCCUCGAGCCACCUGUGCUCUGCUCUCCACGCCGGCCGGGUGGCCACUCUCUUUCGGGGCUGGACCAUCCCCAACGGGCCCGCAAUCCAGCCAAGAGGAUUUCGGACUCGAGGCCCCGCCCCCGGCCCAUCUGCCCCAGCUGGCGUCCGACUGCAACACCCAUCAGCCCAAGAUCCAUUAAGGAAAGGGCACGGGAAUCUGGCACCGCCCCUCGGCCUCCGCGCCGCGGCCCAAAGUCGUGCGAGAAGCUCAAAGUCAUUGAGCGUUCGAAUUCAUUAAAAAAGAGGGCCCCCCCCCUCCGCGGCACACUUCACAGGCUCGAGCAAAAUGUUUUAAAGUUAAAUGUUCCGUUUUAUUAUCAUUAGAUGGCUUAGCUUAAUAGAGGCGCAUUACCGCCACGCCGGCUCCACGGCCCCCGGCCGGAUCGGGGGGGGGCCCACUGCAGCAAAGCCGCUGGGGCUGGGGGGGCUGCAAGAGACCCGAGCCCCCGCUCCUCCCGUCGUGCCCCCCCAAGUGCCCAAGCAGCCUCCCCUUUCCCUGGCCUGGGAGCAGCUUCUCUCCGAACCCGCCUCCCUCGACUGCGCGUCUGCCAGAUGUUCUGGACUACAGCUCCCAUCCGCCCCAGCCGGCCUGCUCGUGGCGGCUGGGGCUUCUCAUGAUGACGUGGCCCGACGCCUCUGUCCUGCGUGGUGCCCCCAAGAGGCAGCCCCCCGCAGCACCGAGGAGAUAAGAGGGGCCACACCGAUGUUGGCGCUGUGUUGCCAUGGCAUUUCCUCCCGCUGCAAACCUCGUGCAAAAUCCAGAUAUUUCUGCAGCGGGGCGGGGGGGGUCGAGUAAGCCUUCGGGAGCCCCCGAACGUUUCGACCAGUCCCUUCUCCCCGCGGGUCUUCGCAUGGCUUUGCGUUCCCACAGAGCGUGAGCAGAGGGGCGCUUUUCCAGGGAAAGCCACAGAGCCCCAAGGAACCCGGGGUGGGGCUGAGGGGCGGGGGGAGCGCCGUCCAGAGCCCCCGGAGGAGGCCGGCGAGCGAGCCCGAGCCAGCGGAGGGCUGGGGGCACGUGGCCAGCCGAGGGCAUCGCCUGCGGGCGGCCGGUGAAGGGACAACCGGCGAGGCCCCGAGCCGGGGGGGGGAGCCGGGGGGGGUCCCCGUCCUUCUGGCCACACA